Molecule: messenger RNA, 6593 nt
Organism: Vespa velutina
Lineage: Eukaryota; Metazoa; Arthropoda; Insecta; Hymenoptera; Vespidae
Exons: 5
Coding region: 472-4899 (1475 amino acids)
Biological process (GO): negative regulation of transcription by RNA polymerase II
Cellular component (GO): PRC1 complex
Molecular function (GO): promoter-specific chromatin binding
Source: RefSeq, a predicted model, not a curated record
AAAUUCAUUUCCUUUCAACGAUUACAAGAUGCAAAAUUAUAUUUUAACUUUAAAGAAAAAAAUACACUUUUAUCGUAAUAAUGAAAUGUCGACAGCCAUUUUUAAGUUUCGACUAAAUUGGACAAUAACUGCGAUGUUUUUAGAAAUGUCAUUUACAUGAUUGUUUAUCCGCCAUUUUGUUUUACUGCCGUACGCGCAGUUUUUAGUGGCAUUGUGGCUUGCUUUAAUAUGAAUUUAUGUCAUUGAACUUGAUCGAAUUGGGUUUUGUGCCCUUAUAUUUACAGAUCUUGCAAAAAAAACGUGGUUUCUGAAUAAUGUGAAAAUCAUAUUAUUGGGGCGAUACCAUAAUGACAAUCCGUGAGAAGGUGCCCCGUCUUUUGACCCAGCUUUCCUGACUUUUGAGGCCAAAUGGCGAUUACCAAAUAAAACGAAUGAUUUUCGCCCCAUUUGUCAAUUGUAUGUUUUUUUAGAAUGUCAGGGCAGAGUGGUGGACAUAAAUUACGUUUGUCCAAACUUAAUGAACAACUAACAUGUAAAUUAUGCGGUGGUUACUUCAUUGACGCUACCACUAUCAUUGAAUGCUUGCACUCGUUUUGUAGGAGUUGUAUAGUAAAAUAUUUGGAGAAUAACAAAUAUUGUCCAAUUUGCGAAGUACAGGUCCAUAAAAGUAAACCUUUGUUGAAUAUUAGACCAGAUUACACAUUGCAGGAUAUUGUUUAUAAACUUGUACCUGGUUGCUAUCAAAACGAGAUGCGAUGUAGAAGAGAAUUUUAUUCAAAGCAUCCAGAAGAACGAAGUCAAGUACUAUCUCCUGAAGCACGUGGAGAACCUAUAGAAUCACACAUAUAUUCACCAGAUGAAUCUCUCAGUCUUUCAUUACAAUAUUUUAAUCCACAGUCAAAAGAUAGUAGUGAUGCAAAUAUAACCAAGGAAGCAGUUGCAAAAUUGUUACCACGUAGAUAUCUUCGUUGUCCAGCCGCAGUAACAGUAUUUCAUUUACAGAAAUUAAUCAGGGCUAAAUAUGGUCUCCGUGAUGCACAUAGAGUUGAUAUAAUGUAUAAAGAGGAACCAUUGAAUGGAAGUUAUACAUUAAUGGAUGUCAUGUAUAUUUAUCACUGGAGGCGGAAAGUGCCAUUACAUCUAAGUUACAGAAUAUUUGAAUCUUCUCCAAAACGUAUAAAAUUGUCGGAGGAUAACGUUAAUUAUAAAAAGUCGCUUAUUAACACUGGAAUAGAUUAUGUAGAAGCAGAAAAUCAACAAUUGAAUCGUGAAUGGAAAGAAGUUCAAUUAAAAAUAUCUGAAGCAGGUGUGAUGAGUAUUACUGAUAUAUCGAAUCCUGGGUUAAAGAGAAGUACAAGAAUAGAAGAAGUGAGAGAUCAAGUAGGACUGGAAGGAAUUAUAUCGACUGUUGAAACCGCACACAAAUCUGAAACAUUGUUGACAAAUCUAAGUUGUAAUAAAACUAUUGAAGAUACUACGGAAGCUAUCCUAGAAAGCGACAUGCAUGUUAUAAAGAGUUCCAAUAUUUUUUUGAAUUUGAACAACUCUCCAUCUACUGCAGCAAGUGACCUUAUUUCUGAAACAGAUUCAACAAGUUCUUUAAAUGCUGCUUGUGCUCCCAUUCAUAAUUCGCAAAGGGUAAACACCGAGAUGAAAACCCUUAAACAUACACAAGACAUUAGUACAACUUUACAAGUGAAAACUGUACAAGAAACAGAUGACGCUACAUUAAACAAUAACGUACAUACUUCACCUUCGCAUGCGGAAAAGAGUCCAGUGCGUGUUCAUAAAACAUCAAAUCCACCAGAGGAAAGCAAAAAUGAAACAGAUCAUAUUAAUACUGUAAAUGUAGAAGGUAAAGAAUUGCCAGUAACUAAUAUCAAUAAUAAUAUUAGUACAGGAACGAAGGCUGAAAGUGAGAAGUUUCAUGUGAAAAGUGAUGUCAAAACAGUAAACACAGGAUCGAAGAUUGAUGCACUAAGCGCAAAAUUACAGUUUCAACCAAAAAUAACUCAUAUUAAUAACACAUAUUCGAAGAAAGAGAAGAAAGAAAAGAAAGUCUAUUUGCACAGUGACAAAAAAUUAGAUACAAAACAAUUAGAACACGUGCAGCCUCCUAUGGAUAUGAAGAAUUUGCUAGAUAAUCAUAAUACAAAAACACGAACAAAUACUACAAUAUCUUUAUCGAAAGUGACAACUUCGCAAAAUACAAUAGUGCAACAAAAUCAAACUGGGUCAUCAACGGCACAACAUACAAGUUCAUUAAUUUCCUCUUCUGGAGUCGCAGUUUCCAAUGUGCCGCAAGAUACAUCUGAGAAGAAUACGUCGACACAGUGUAGCCAAAAUGCAGCAGUCACCGUACAACAAGCUUUAAGUUUACUCGACCAAAGGAUAAAUACUUCGGAACGGUCUUCCAUAGAGUCUACUGUAGAAGUAAGUCAACUAACAAACGCGAACGCGAAUGUGAAAGUACAACAAGUACGGAAUAACAACAACACAUUAUUAAACGAAAGCCCUACAUGUCUUAAUCAUAAUAUAACAACACCCGCAACGAGUCAAACAACUUUAACAUUUCCGUAUACAGUCCAGGAUAUAGUGAAUACUACGAUUUUAAAAAGUCCACAAAAGAACUCUAAUAUUUGUUCCACUCAGAAACUAACGUCUUUACCUGUAAGUAGCGAAAGUAUGAAUAUUUCUUGCACACCAUCAGAUAAUCAACUAUGUUCCAUACCGCAUAUAAAUAUGCAAGCUCCAUCUAUGAGUAUUUAUUCUAUAUCCACUACAUUAAAAAAUAGCUAUUCUAAUGUUACUCAAAGUACAACAACAACAACAACAACAACAACAACAAUGGCGGCAAGACAAGAAUUAUCUAAACCUAAUUUUGAAAUAAGUGGGGUUUAUUCAGUGCCACCUUGUCCAGAUGCUAUACCAAUAUCGCUAAUGAAACCAUUUGUACGUAAGCAUGAAGUAAUAGCAAAGGGCACGAACUUAAAUGAAAUUUGCGCUAAGAUUGGUACAUCAGGUUCUAAGAUAAAUGAUAUUUGUGCAAAAAUUGGAGAGAAUUCCAAAGAAAAAAAUAAGGCUGAAGGGCGCAAUAAAUCAGAUAUUCCAGAUUUACUUAAAAUAGCAAAGAAAGGAACGGCAAUUGUUCCUGAAUCAACAGUUAAACACAUACCAAAUAUUCCUAAUGUACCAAUAUUUAGUCCUAAUACUAAUAUACCCACAGAAAGUAAGAAUACUCAUAUCACUGUUAAGGACAAUACUAACACGGUUCCAAUAACAUCGACGUCCACAUCCACAUCAGUGCCAACAUCUCAUGGAUCACAAAAGAUUUCUUCUCUUAAGAAACAAAAUCAAUCGAGUGGAUACAAAACAUUACGUGAUCCACCAAAAUCUUGGAAUCCUACGUUAUCAAAAAAUAAUUAUGUUGCAGUUAAAAAUCAGACAAAAGAAAUGCAAAGUACACAAAGUGCUGUUUCCGAAGGAACAAGUAAACACAUUCCAUCCAAGCCUGCAAAAAUUUUUAAAAUGAAAAAUAUGCCACGGUAUUUAGGUAAUCCAGCAUCAGGUGUAAAACCAAUGUACGGUAUUACAAACGAGACAAAAGAGAAAGAACAGACAAGCUCAAAAGGCACUAGUUUAAAUAUGAUGAAAAUUGAUCCGAAAACAUUAUCGCCAAUUGUUUCAACCUCCAAUUCUCCCAUUGUCUCUCCACCACCUUAUUCACCUAAUGCACGCAGCUAUCAGAAUACUCCAUUUUCAAGAGAAAUAUGUAGGAAUACAAAUUCACCAAUAUCACCAAGAAAUUCACCAGUUAAUAUGCUAUCAACUAAUCCAUUCAUACCAUCUCCUACACCAAAUACAAAUCCAAGGUUAAUAUAUUCACAUUUUCCUCCACCUUUUCCUGAUCCAAGCGGAUUUCCAAAUCCAUUAAUAAGAUCACCUAUUGGCAUUCCUCCUCCUAGUGCUUUUCACAGUAGUUUACCGCCUACUAUAAAUAAGCUUUAUCAGCGUACAAGUUAUAUACCACAAACAACUGGUUAUUCACCUGUCUCACAACCUCCAACAGUGCAAAGAAUUCCUCCGAGUACGCACUCGUCAUCACCAAAGUCACCAAAAACUUCCUCCCCCAGUAUCAUAUCGACAUCCUUUAAUCCAAGCAAAACUGAAAAUACACAAACGUCUGUGACCACAUCAGCCGAUAAUGUUACAGUGCUUUUUCCUAAGGGUGUAACCCAACAAGACCACAAUGCCUUUAAUUUAUCUAAAAGUGGAACUUCAAGAAACAGUUCUUCUAAUUCCGCAAAAAUGUGCGGAGUGGAUGGAAUAGAUACACAGAAUUGUAAACAAAAUUCUACAGUGACAUCCAGUUGUACCUCAUUAACGACACAAAGUAAACAGAAUAUUAUGAAUAGUGUUACAAAAGUUAAAUCUCAACAGAUAACAGAAACAAGAAAUAUCGGUGAUUCCAUUGAACAAAAGCAUCAAGAUAGUAAUAAUCAAAUGAAUGUGACUCUAAACCAGAAAGAAAGUAUUCACUAUCCAAACGUGGACUGUAGAAAUAAUACAGAAGCAAAUGAUAUACACAAACAAAUGGAAAAACAAGAAACAAUUGUAAAAGUUAAUGGUGAUAUUACAGUUGAUCAUUUUGAUAACGUAAACAAAAUUAAUGAACACAUGGUAGACAGUAAGAAGACAAAGGAAUCUACUAAUCAGACUGAAGCAAAUGUACCUAAAGAAGAAAAUGAUACGACUAAGAGUGUUUCACAAGGUAAUGUAUCUAUCGAGAAAACUAAAAAAGCAGAAAACAAUGAAUCAAAGACCGAUGAUCUUGGAAAAGUAAAUGAACAAGUGCAAACAAACAAUUCAGAUGUGCAAAAAAAUAAAGUUGAGUCAUAAGGAUAAUGCAGGGAUUCUGAUAUUAUCAAAUAAAAUUUGUUAAUUAAUGUCUAUGAACAGCCAGAUAGAAUAUAAUAAUGGAAAGAUUAUUUCUUAGAAGAAAAAAACAAAAAAACAAAAAAACAAAAAAGAAACAAAAAAACAAGCUGCAAAUUAUUUGUAGCAAAUUUCAUGAAAUGAGCGUUGUGUGUAAAUUAGAAAGAUUUGAUAAUGAAUUCUAUUAAAAGUCUAAAUAGAACUGAUGCAAUUUUAUUUAAAUAGAUGAUAUAGUAAAAUUAUAUUGCUUCUUAUUCUAACACGUUCCAUUUUUCUAAUUUUGUAAUCAUUAUGGAAAAUAAUUUAUUCAACAAAUAUAAUGAAUAUAUUGCAUGGGUCACUAGUGAUUCAGAUGGCCUGAAUGUCUUAAAAACAGGAUGAUCAUUUGCUGUAGCUUUACUUUUAUUAAUAGCAAAUACUGUUCAUUAUAAAAAAAAUCUACCAAGUUGUUCAUAGAAAUGAUUCAAUUUGACAUCACCACUCAUAAGCCAUACUUCAUUUUAUUGUCAAUGCUGUACAAUAGCAUACAUGUAGUACAAUAGCAUACACUUGUUUAUAUUAUUGGAAGUGUAUAUUAUUUUACAACAUACAUUUGGUUUUUGUUAUACUAUUAGCUCUGUACAAAAAACGAUCAAAAUCUUGUUUCAGUAUAAUUCUAUUAAUUUUAGUAUUUUCGAUUAUAAGAGAUUUCGUAAGAUAAACUUCAGUAUGUACAUAAUCAUUUCAUUAUGAUUAUGAGAUUUUGAUACAUUUGCAAAAUAUAUAAUGUAGAUUAUAUUUUCAAUAAUUGCACAAUUUUGAUUUUUAUAGUUACUAUUCAAAUUGGAAUAAAUUUUCAUUCAUAGUAAAGAUUGUUUAGUAGUCAUGGAAUGUUAAAUUUAUUGUUUACAAUGCAUUCUUAAAAUAAAAGUUGAAGCUUGUACAAGAAUUUUGAUUAAUAUGUAACAAUGUAUGGCUUAUAUUUUGUUUUGAAUAUUAGCAUGUAAUUAUAUUGCUUUAGAAAAGAUAAUGUAUAAAGGUACAUAUAUAAAAUUAAAUUAUUUUACACAAGUUGGCAUUAUUAGAUAAAAAGAAAUGAAUAACUUUGCUAAUAAAAUUACGCGAAAGCAGAUGCACUUUUUGAUGUUGGUGAAUUUGUCAAACUUGCAAAUAUUUCGUAUUUAAUGGAUUGUAUUAAAAUAAUGUAAAUUGUAAGUUUAUAUGUACAUGCUUAGAGCUUUUAUUUUCAUUAUUUCGUUCGUAGUAUAAACACAUACGCUAAGAACACUUUAGUAUAUUACCUGCACAGCACAUCAAAUUACGAUAAAUAGUAUAUUGUUGUAUUUUGUAAUAUUCUAAAAAUAUUAUUAAUACUAUUUUAAUUUUUAUAUGUACAAAAAUAUAAAUUUUUUAAAUAUUAAACCAAAUAUAUAAUAUUUGGCAUUUUAUGUUGUAGAUAUAAUUCUUAUAUUUGUCAUGUCUAUUUAUUCAGACAUGUAGACCUAUAUAAAAAAAAUUAAUAUCUUUAUUUUCUGUAAAAAUAUAGUUCAAUUUAAAGUAAUAAAUUAAAUCACUUAUAUAACGUGUUUAUUAAAAGUUCUGUGCUGUAUAGGUAAGACAUUUUUUUUUCAAUUGCUUUGAAUAAUCAUUAUUUUUGAAUAUAUAUCUAUCUAUAAAAC